Molecule: messenger RNA, 2882 nt
Organism: Scatophagus argus
Lineage: Eukaryota; Metazoa; Chordata; Actinopteri; Scatophagidae
Gene: gjc2
Product: gap junction protein gamma 2
Exons: 3
Coding region: 546-1802 (418 amino acids)
Biological process (GO): cell communication
Cellular component (GO): connexin complex
Source: RefSeq, a predicted model, not a curated record
CAUCACGGGAUAUGGGCGGUACCUUGAGAGUCAGUUAUACCAAAUAUUGUUUUGUUUGUACAUUAGCUAACCGAAGCUAAAUAAGUAAGGUGCAAAAUGUCUUUGAUUAGCGCCAUGUUCAGGUACAUUCGGUUUUGCUGUCGGCCUAUAAGCAGUUAUAUCUUGGGAUAUCUUACAUUGUACUUUUUGUACAUUGCAGGGGUCAAUAGUAAAUUGUGAUAGCAGAUUUAUGUAUCCCAAUACUUUAAAGAAAAACAAGGUAAUAUAGUAUAAUUUACAUUCCACAACAGGAUUCUACAAACGUCCUGUAAGUCAAGCCUUGAACAUUGAGCUGUUUCCUACAUGGCCACAAGAGGGCGAAAUACUCAACGAAGAAGCUGCCAAAGCUUCCAAUAAGACGGAAAAGGCCUGGACAUUAGGAUGGAAGUGCUAUCCCGUGGAUCAGACUGUGCGGGGGAUAUCUAGUGAGGGCAGAGGAGACCUUCAGGAUGGGAAAUGCAUGUGCAACUUUUCCAGAUUAUAGUUGAAAAGCUUGUUAGAGCAACAUGAGCUGGAGCUUUCUCACUCGUCUCCUGGAAGAGAUCCAUAACCACUCCACCUUCGUGGGGAAAGUGUGGCUGACUGUGCUGAUCAUCUUCCGCAUUGUGCUCACAGCAGUGGGAGGCGAGUCCAUCUAUUCGGAUGAGCAGACCAAGUUCACCUGCAACACCAAACAGCCAGGCUGUGACAAUGUGUGCUAUGAUGCCUUUGCCCCUCUCUCGCACGUCCGCUUUUGGGUCUUCCAGAUCAUCAUGAUCUCCACUCCUUCCAUCAUGUACAUGGGUUACGCCAUCCACAAGAUAGCCCGGAGUACAGACGAGGAGCGCAGGAAGCUCCACAGGCUCCGCAAAAAGCCUCCUCCUCAUUCCAGAUGGAGAGAAAGCCACCAUCUGGAGGACGUCCUAGAGGAGGAUGAAGAUGACGAUGCUGAGCCUAUGAUCUAUGAGGAAACACUGGAGGUGCAAGAGGCCAAGCCUGAGCCAGUGAGCAGCACUGGCAAAGCCCCACCAAAACACGAUGGGCGCCGAAGAAUUAUGGAAGAAGGCCUGAUGAGAAUCUAUGUUCUUCAGUUGAUGUCACGGGCCAUUUUUGAAAUUGCUUUCCUAGCAGGACAGUACCUCCUCUACGGUUUUCGGGUUAGUCCGUCAUAUGUUUGCAACAGGGUACCUUGUCCACACAGAGUGGACUGUUUCAUCUCCAGGCCCACAGAGAAAACAAUCUUCCUUCUCAUCAUGUAUGUGGUAAGCUGUCUUUGUCUCGUGCUAAAUGUGUGUGAGAUGCUUCACUUGGGAAUCGGCACUUUUCGGGACACCCUUCGUCUGAAGAGGAACCGGGGUCGACAGGCGUCCUAUGGCUACCCGUUUUCUCGCAACAUCCCAGCCUCCCCUCCAGGGUACAACCUUGUGAUGAAGACAGAAAAACCUAGCAGGAUCCCCAACAGCCUCAUUGCCCACGAGCAGAACGUUGCCAACGUGGCCCAGGAGCAGCAGUGCACCAGCCCAGAUGAGAACAUCCCUUCUGAUUUGGCAAGCUUACACCGACACCUACGGGUUGCCCAGGAGCAGCUUGAUAUGGCCUUUCAAACGUAUCAAACCAAAAACAACCAGCCACCCUCUAGAACCAGCAGUCCUGUAUCUGGGGGCACCAUGGCAGAGCAAAAUCGAGUCAAUACAGUCCAAGAGAAACAAGGCGCAAGACCAAAAUCAGCCACAGAGAAGGCUGCAACCAUUGUAAAAAAUGGAAAGACCUCUGUCUGGAUCUAGAAAUAAAUCUAAUUUAGUAAAUCAACGGUCAAAACUUUCAGGUCUCCAGGACUGCACUGUGACACAGCUGGAGGAUAUGUGUGCGUGAGAAAAGCAACUUUGGACGAUAACAGAUGAGAAUUUCAAUCAUACCAACUGAAGGAGUACAAGACAGAGUUUUUUGGAAUAAAAAAGACAAACACACAUGACGAAAUGAUCAAAUCCGGUAUUAUUAUGUAGAAUCUUCUUUGUUACUGUAGUGUGUCAUUCUGUGCUUGCCAUAGCUUCAGGACAAAAUUAACAUGUGCUUACUUAGUUAAACAUCUCUAAUUCCAAAAUGUCAAAGUAUAAACAAGCUGCUUCAGGCUAUUUAUCUGAUCUGCCCUUGACUGCCGCUGAACUGGAUUAAUUUGAAGAGAUUUAAGAGCGUGAUUGUGCCCCCAAUCCAAAUUUGAAAGUCCGGUGAAAACACUCUCACUCCCUCUCACUCUCAAAUACACAGUGACUCAUUUCUGAGGAAUGCUGAUUGCUGUUGGACAAUGCAUGUUUAGUAAUUGGGGGAGUAUUUUUGGAUGUAGUAUGUAUGAGUUUAGUUGGAAGCAGAUUAAAUGUGAAAUAUUUUGAUAAAGAUAAUGAAAAAGAGCUGUGUCACUGUAGGCGCUUCUGGAAAACAUCUGCUUAGUGUGAUGAUCUUCAGUCAUUGCGUGCAAAGCCUUUAUCUAUUUUAUAUUUUCCAAAGCCUUGUUGUGUCACAUCUGAAGGGGGAGAGGUAAGUAAAUAGAAAAUCUGAUUAUUUUCUAAACUAAAUACUGAUUUUCUGCAAUCUGAAGCAGAUGAUGCAUGCUUUACAACUGGGAACAUACGGUAUACACAUAGACUACAGUAGAAAAACCCACCCUUAGCUAUUCAGUCAGCUCUACAUUUAUCUUAUGUUUAGGCAUGUUUAGGUUUUUCUGUCAUUGAAGCAGUAUGAUUUGAUUUAGAUUUGGAUUCAGAGUAAUAUUUAAUCCUGCCUUCACUGUUGUCAUACUUCAAAGUGCCUCAAACUUAAAGACUGUUCUUGUAUUUUAUUCAUGAAAAAAUAAAUUUAUUUGAAACCUC